UGUGUGUGUGUGUGAGCCUGUGUGUAUAAACGUGUGUGUGGGAUGUGCAUAUGUGUACGAGUGUGUGUGUUUGCAUGGGAUGUGUGUACAUGUGGGUUGUGUGUGUGAGAUGUGUGUAUGGUGUGUGCGUAUGAGUGUGUGUGGCUGUGUAGGUAUGUGUGUAUGUGUGUGGCAUGUGUUGUGUGCAUGUGUGAUGUGUGUGUGCAUAUGUGUGGGGUGUGGGGGGGGGGUGUGUGUGCGUGUGGUGUGUGAGUUGGUGCGCAUGAGCUCAGCCUGCCCGGCGAGGUCCUGGCGUGGUCCUCUGCCUGCGCCAGCCCCGGAGGCGGUGUCCCCCGCGACAGGACAGCGGGAGGGGCCCGGCCAUGGCGCUGCUGCCCCGAGCCCGGGGCUCCUGAGGGCUGCGGGACUCCGCCAGCUCGUCUGUCCCCUGUGCCCUGGGGUCCCCACGGGCGGACAGGCGCAGGGAGGGUUCGAGGGGCGAUGGAGCAGGUGCGGGUGCUGAGCCGGUGCCAGGCGUGGGGUCAGAGCCAAGGAGGGGCCCUCCCUGUGCGGGGCCGGCAGCGCGCCGGGGGUCUCAGAGGUCCCUCCAUGAGGACAGAGGUGUGCCAGCAGGCCGCGGGGGACGGAUCCGGGGCCGCGACAGCCUGGCCCACAGGAGGCGGAAGGCCAGUGAGCGGCGUCACAAGCGGUGGGGCAGGCUCCGUGCCAGGUGGUCACACCCUCUCCCUGAGUGAUGACCACGGCUGAUGGCCGCGAGCGCAGGCGGGUCCCCAGGCCGCCUCUGAGCCCUGACGUGAGCUGCCUCACUCAGCCCCACCAGAGCCACGGGGGAAGCUGCUGCUGCUGUUUCCAUUUUCAGCCGAGCAAACUGAGGCACCGGGAGGGACCAUGUUCCAGUAAAUGAAGACGGCAGCACACGCCCUGAGCCCCGACUCCCUGCCAGAGACGCGGCAUCAGACCAGAAAGAAUGAGGACGCGGCUCCAGGCUCACCCACGCCCAGGGCGGGGAGGGUGCGGCAGGGCCCUGGGAGGGCGACAGGAAGGGCCCCCCCUCUAUCCUGAGACGAAGCCCACAGGAGCGCCGCAGCCAUGGGGCCGAGCCACGGAGGACCACGAGGCGCGUGCGGUUCCGCGAGCCCCUGGAGGUGGCCGUCCACUACAUCGCCUGCAGGGAGCCCUCCGCCACGGCCAGGGCGCCCGGCCGGCGCAGGCCCCGCGACGGCGCCCUGAUCCUGCGGCUGACGGCGUGCGCCCUGCUGCUGCUGGCGCUGGGGCUGUGCUGCAGCCGGGCCGAGCCCGUGGCGCUGGCCCUGGAGGAGCUCCGGGCCCGGCUCCUGGUCCUCCUCCUGCGCCUGCGGCUCGCGGCCCUGGCCUGCUGGCGUCACCUCCUGCAGCUCUGACGGCCGACGCUCACCUCCCCCGGGCCCAGGGGGCAGCACUGCAGAGGGAGAGCCCCAGGUCGGGCUGGGGGCUUCCAGACAGCCCUGAGCCCUGGACUCAGCGGGGCUGCUGCAGGCAGGGUGACUGGGAAAGGGGGGCCCACGGCUUGAGAUCAGACGUGGGGUGCUGCAGGCGGCCCCCCAGCUCCAAGCAGGCAGCCCCUCCUAUUUCACAUGUUGGGGUGCCCUGUGAGGCUUUAGGAGAACAAGAAUUCCACCACUGAAACUCAGGGACCCACAGGUUCCAGCCCCCAGACUACCCCUUGGGCCCCUCCCUCGCCCCAGCGGGAACUCUUGGUGACCUUGGGCCUGGCCCGGAUGUGGCCGUGUGUAGCCCCUUGAGGACGGGGACACCCUCCCUAUGUCUGUGGGAGUCCUAGGAGGAGGUAAAACUGGACUUUUGCUGCUUGGGGCCUGCAGCCCAGACCCAGAAACCCCUCUGGGAGAGGCUCGGGCUGCGGGGCGGGGGGUACUCCCUCCUGCAGUCACGUGCAGGGCAGCGCCCCGGAGCCCCCAGCUUGUCUGACGCCUGCACUGGGCCCAAGGCCUGGGGAUCCCCUCUUGCCCCGGCUCCUCCCUAGCCGUCGGCCUGGGGGUGUGGCCGGCGCAGAGAGGACAUCGGGGGGCCGAGAGGACCCCACCACCCUCAGGACACAGCCGUCUGCGCCCGGGUCCCAGCUGGCGCUGCGCGGCCUGGGAGUCCCGUGACUGUGUAGACGCCGAGCCUUCGUCCCCAUUGCCAGGCCAAGGAGGCCACGUGAUGACGGACCCCAGGGUCCCCUCAGACGCUGCAUGGAGCGGGGCCCUGAACAAAGCAGGGAGGCCCGGGGUCAGACACCGGGAGGCACCGCUAGGGGAGAAGCUGCACCCCCAUAGCCUUCAGACGAGCGUCUACGCAGCCGCCGGUGCUGUGCCGCCCCCCCCGCGGGCCUUCUCUAAGCAUCUGUUCCCACGGCUUACGUGGGGAGACACUGAUUCUCUAUUAAAACACACUG
Molecule: messenger RNA, 2434 nt
Organism: Balaenoptera acutorostrata (minke whale)
Lineage: Eukaryota; Metazoa; Chordata; Mammalia; Artiodactyla; Balaenopteridae
Gene: C3H14orf180
Product: chromosome 3 C14orf180 homolog
Exons: 6
Coding region: 968-1663 (231 amino acids)
Source: RefSeq, a predicted model, not a curated record